Caretta caretta (loggerhead turtle) is the source of this 8331-nucleotide messenger RNA. It is a transcript of the gene PLAG1, whose product is annotated as PLAG1 zinc finger. The record is from RefSeq and is a predicted model, not a curated record. NCBI's taxonomy places the organism in Eukaryota, Metazoa, Chordata, Testudines, Cheloniidae. Gene Ontology annotation, molecular function: DNA-binding transcription activator activity, RNA polymerase II-specific; DNA-binding transcription repressor activity, RNA polymerase II-specific; RNA polymerase II cis-regulatory region sequence-specific DNA binding. Gene Ontology annotation, biological process: regulation of cytokine production; negative regulation of transcription by RNA polymerase II; regulation of immune system process. Gene Ontology annotation, cellular component: nucleoplasm; nucleus.
GCGUGUGCGGCAGGCUGGGCUGCACCGCAGCGCAUACACUACAAUGGCUGCUGGAAAGAGGGGAAAGCAAACAAUUUCCAGGCCCGCCGCGUCCAGCCCGAAAUAUGGGAAAAAAAUUACAGAAAAAUCGGAGAACACUGUAAAGGGUGGAAACGGGGCGCAGAGGGGAUGCUGAGGCUCCCGCGGAAAUACUUGAGCAUACUCGUUGCUACCAACUGCUGUAGAAAGCAAACAGAAAAAUAGAUUGUGGUUUUAAAAAAAGAUGCACUGUGAAAUACAUUACUUGGGGUGAGUGACAAGCAGAUGGACACCUCUUCGUUGAUAUAGAUUAUACAGUAUUAAGCUUUCCUCUGAUAUAUGUGUACAUGUUUUCUGAAGGAAUUAACUCAUUAUGUUAGAUAACCUAUUUUAGUGAUAAAUCUCUUUAUUCUCUGAAUUAACAGAGGCUUCUUUUAUGUCCAGAGUUUCAUGUUAAGAUCGUAGUUAAACUGUGCUUGAAUAUGAUGAAAUAAUCAUUUCUAUCAAACUGUCCUUUUAGUGAAAGGGUUGAUAAUAACGUCAUUUAUGGUGUUUUAAUAAAGAAAAAAGUCAUCUCUUUGAGUAGGAGUGGAAUACUCUAAAACUAGCUCCUUAAGUAGUACUUAAACUUAAUUAUAUUCAGCUCUUAUGACAGUUGUGGGAAAUGUGCAUUGCAGAAUGUAGGGCUUAGCUGAUUUGUGAAUUCUUCCCUCCCAACACAUGGUAAAUAGGUGUAGUCCCCUCCCUCCCAAAAAAAAGGAAAAAAGCUUUAAAGGCAGUUUAUUUGCAUGUAUAUCCAGCCUUUCUGAAGCAGAGGCCUUUGCAAGAAAUUAAAGGAACUAACGACAAAAAUAGGUUUGCAUCUCUCUUAAAGUUUUGAUGUGCUGUACAUAUUUGUAAAUGCAUGCUGUGACUUCAUAUAAACUCAGAUAUUUAGAUUGGAAGACAGAGAACAAAAUAUAUGCACAGCCUGUUGUGUGCAGCCAUGCAGUGUAUGACAGUGCCCAAUUCUUUAGCCCAGUUGUCCUGCCCUUUUGCCCAGGGAACUGAGGUUGCUGCCUUUAGAUGCGAGUCUAUUUCAUAUGUUUCUCUGCAUUUGAUAGGCUUGUUAGUAGCUUAAGCAGUUUGUUUCACGUGACUGCUUAUAAGGUGCUCUUAUGGGCAGUGUCAAUAAUAAUAUAUGGUCUGAUCUAUAGAACUUUUAGACAAAAAAUACGUAGUUUCCCUUUGUGCCCUCAAGCAGUAAAGCCAUCAGCUGUUCUUCAUUGCAAGCCAAAAAAUACCCAACCACAAUUAAAUUCAGCCAGUACUCCCCUACCUCACAAGCCCUCUCCCCUUUUCAUUCCCAAAUUCUAAGUAAAUUGAUAGUCAUUACAGUAUGCCCUGCGGAUCAAGAGUUUCAUGCUGUUUCAGUCCAAGGACUAGAUUCAAAAUAGCGAGCACCUGCCAGAGAACAAUCUAAUGACAGCUCCCCUUCUCUUUAUAUCAAAGGGACUCCAGUUUGUGUGUCUUCUGAUUGUUGGCAUGAGAAGAGAAGCGUGUCUCAAGUAGGCAAGAACCAAGUCAUUUAGGGCUUUGAGUCAAUACCAGUACUUCAGACUCCAUUGUGAACCUAAUCAUCAGCCAGGGCAAAUCAAGGAACACUGGUGUCACGGGCUUCCAACAAGAUAACACAGCGACUUGACCAGCAAAAAUGGGAAGUACUGGAUUCUGGUUUCCUCCAAGAAGAGUCAGCGGAACUGGUUAAGACCAAAAUCUGAGGACUUUACUGGGCUACCAUCAGUCCCCUUUUGCUUUCUUUUACGACCACAUGAAACUUGAGAAGCCAUCUAAAGCUAAAUCAUUUAGUGGAGUUGGGCAAUUCCCAAGUGUCCAACAAGAAGGCCUGGUUUAGGCUGCGAUGGCCACUGUCAUUCCUGGUGAUUUGUCAGAAGUAAGAGAUACCCAGAAAGUCCCUUCAGGGAAACGUAAGCGUGGUGAAACCAAACCAAGAAAAAACUUUCCUUGCCAACUGUGUGACAAGGCCUUUAACAGUGUUGAGAAAUUAAAAGUUCAUUCAUACUCUCACACAGGAGAGAGGCCCUACAAGUGCACACAACAAGACUGCACCAAGGCCUUUGUUUCUAAGUACAAAUUACUAAGGCAUAUGGCUACUCAUUCUCCUGAGAAAACCCACAAGUGUAAUUAUUGUGAGAAAAUGUUUCACCGAAAAGAUCACCUAAAGAAUCACCUACAUACACACAAUCCCAACAAAGAGGCCUUUAAGUGUGAAGAAUGUGGAAAGAACUACAAUACCAAGCUUGGGUUUAAGCGUCAUCUGGCUUUGCAUGCUGCAACAAGUGGUGACCUCACCUGUAAGGUAUGUUUGCAGACAUUUGAAAGCACGGGAGUGCUGCUGGAGCACCUAAAAACUCAUGCAGGCAAGUCAUCGGGUGGAGUAAAGGAGAAAAGGCACCAGUGUGAACACUGUGAUCGUCGGUUCUACACCCGAAAGGAUGUCCGUAGACACAUGGUAGUGCACACUGGAAGAAAGGACUUCCUCUGUCAGUAUUGUGCACAGAGAUUCGGGCGGAAAGAUCACCUAACACGCCAUAUGAAGAAAAGUCACAACCAAGAACUUUUGAAGGUCAAACAAGAGCCAAUGGACCUUCUAGAUCCCUUUACCUGCAAUGUUUCUGUGCCUAUAAAGGAUGAGCUGCUUCCAGUGAUGUCUUUACCUUCCAGUGAGCUGACAUCAAAGCCAUUUACAAACACUUUGCAAUUGAAUCUCUACAAUACUCAAAUUCAGUCCAUGCAGAGUUCUGCAUCUGCACACCAAAUGGUCACCACAUCAUUACCCUUGGGAAUGCCUUGUCCAAUAGAUAUGGAGUCUGUUCACCCGUCUCACCAGCUAUCUUUGAAAUAUCCACUCAGUUCUACCUCAUAUGCAAUUUCUAUGCCUGAAAAAGAACAGCCAUUGAAAGGGGAAAUUGAAAGUUACUUAAUGGAGUUGCAAAGUGGUAUACCGUCUUCAUCCCAGGAUUCUCAAGCAUCUUCAUCUAAAUUAGGGUUGGAUCCUCAAGUAGGGCCACUAGAUGAUGGAGCUGGGGAGGUUUCCCUUUCCAAAAGCUCUGUUUCCAUUAGUGAACCUCUAAAUCCCCAACCGUUGGACUUUUCUCAGUUGUUCGGCUUCAUACCAGUAAAUGGCCCUCCCUAUAAUCCUUCUGUUUCAGUGGGAAACCUUGGAAUGAGUUAUACACAGGAGGAGGCGCAUUCUUCAAUGGCUCAACUUCCACCACAAACACAGGAUCCUCACGAUCCUAGCAAUAGUAUAGGUCUUGGGUCCCUGCAUUCACUGUCAGCAGCUUUCGCAAGCAGUCUAAGCACAACCACCACCCUACCACGUUUUCAUCAAGCUUUCCAGUAGGAUGUACAAAGCUGGCUUAUUACUGUCUAUUUGUAGAAAUGCCUUAGGUAAUCAUUUUUAAUUUAGUGCCUACUAUGAGACAUUACAAAUUCUCUGCUUUUGUACAGUACCAAUCUCAUGAAGCCAGUAAGAAAUUUAAAUUAACUUUUACAUGUUUUGAAAGUGUUUUAUUCUCAACUGUGUUUACUUUGGUUUUUAAAAAGUCUCAUUGAUUUGUUUGAAUUUUCACUGCCAAUUGACACACUGACAAAAAAAAAUCAAUAGAAAGCAAUUCCUGCUAAACUUUGACACACACCCCUUGUUUAUAACUUUUCUGAAACUUUUCAGUCAUUCUGUUUUGUCAAGUAAAUGGUAGCUUGACCGUUUUACAUUUUGUGCAUUUUGUAAUAGAAUCCUAGUUUUUAAUUUUACACACAGCUUCCUGAAGAUCUUCAAAUGAACUAAAUGGUGGUAUCUUAUGUGGUCCAUAAUCUGAAAUCAAUUUUUUUUUUAAAUUAGUAUCGAAUUCAAACGUCCUUGUUGGAAAUAUGUACAUACUUUUCAUUUUGACUUAGUCAUUAUGAAAGGUAUUAAAAACUUGCUAGUUUCUGGCUUAACUUGUUGCUGCCUGUAUCAAGAUUGGAUAAGAAGCAAUUUAACUUAAAUACUCAUCGUAACGCGACAAAAUUAAAAAAACAUUUAUUCUUGUUUAAUUGGCUAAUGUGUCAAGUUAAAAUUGGAACCGUUUUGUGCUUUUGUGACUCUGGUGAAGGGAAAAGAGGCAAAAUUAAUGGCUGACCCUGAAAUAUAAAAGUGUUGUAAUUUAGUAGUGCGGAAUAUUUUGUCACAAUUUUUGAUUUAAUUCUUAACUUGCUGUCUUUCUUUUUAAUAGCAUAGAAGGAGCACUGCAUAGGAGUCUUCAGAUUGUAUAUUCACGUCUGUAGGCAUCAGUCUUUCCUAGCUGCCACAGCCAAAGUGUGGGUCAAGUCCAGCCUGAAGUUUUAUACCUAGUGUCCGUUCAAUGUGAGCCUGCAGUCAGAGAGUGAAUGUAAAUUUGCAGAUAUCCAUUUUAAUUUUUUUUUUAAGCGGAGUGGGUCUUUUCAGUUGUGUGACGUGAUGUGUUAUGUCCUCCUAAGCAACAAGUUAAAUGUUAAUCACACUUACUACACCUGGGUACUUGGCUAGGGACCUUUUUCCCAUUGCCAAGGUUUAAAGACAGGACUCUUAGGAGUGAAGUAAAAGCAUAUUGCUUACACCACUUUUACCUAACCUGAUAUACUCACGUCUCCUACCCCUAAUAACCAAAAGAGAAAUAACUGUGAUGUGUAAAAGCAAGCUAGAUUUGCUUUAACUCAAUACUAAUAUUCAUUUUCCUUGUCAUUUUUUGGAUAAGGAAUUAAAAAAUAAAAAUGAAAUACAGUCGUAUCACUCAGUCAGUAGUGAGGACGCAUACAAGGUUUUAAGUGGUUAAAAUAAAUGUACUUCACAGAAACAGAAGUUGCUCCCAUUGAAGGAGCUUUUGCUCCCAAUAUUUUAUCAUUAGCUCCUCCUUUUUUUCCCUCUAGGAGCAAUAUGCAGGUGUAGUUUUACUAUUUUAUACUUAUAUGUAUUUAAAUUUUAUUACUGAAAGAUAAUGUUUUUAUAAAUGUGUUUGUGUUCCAAAGGCAUUAAAAUAAGGAUGUAUUAAUAAGGAUAAUACCUUUUCAAAUUCUGGGUUUAGGAGCAUAUGAUCUCAAAGUGGACUUUAGCUCUGCUUCAUGACUGCUUCCUUUAGUUUCUAUGAAACAGAUUGCUUACCUACAUCUUUAGUUGAAUGAUGUGUUCAGUAUUGCUUCCCCCUCCCUCCACCCCAAGCAUUUUAAGGAAAGAAAACAUUGUGUGAAAAGAGCACAAAAUAAACAGAACAGAAACACUUUAAUACUAGUUUAAACCAGCAAGCAUAAGACAAAAAGCAAGUGGAAAGAAGUUACUUUAUUCUGGAUCUAGUUUAACCAGUUUGAGCGGAAGAUAAAUGGAUUCCAUUUCCUUAAUGGGCCAUAUUGUAUGUGGAACUGAGCAUCUUUAACUUCUGAAAAGUUUUGGGUGCACAGAAUCAUACCCUUCGUAAGCCACAUUUGUCACCCAGAAAAGGCAAGUGGAGACAGGCCAUUCCAUUAGGUUGUGUUUGUCAAUAUAUGCAGCUGUUGGAAAAUGAAUAUGCAUAUCACCAAUUUCAGAACUACAGUGAAUUGUUAGUCUGGCAGCAGGGAAGGCCACUUGUUAGUGUUGCAAAUUAGUUUAAUCUUAACUGCCAACACAGAACAUUCUGACAGCCUAUCCCAUUGCUUAAGGGGAUGGAAGUGGUGUGUAUUUAGCAUUUAGAAAAAGUGCCAUUUGUUUAUCAGUUUUAGUUCUGAUUAGACUUGAUUAAAAUUUUUUUUGCCAGCAUCCAUUUUCUUAGUAUAUAACCAGAAUCUUUACUACUAAUGGUAGUGCCUUAGCUUUGUAAAAAGGGAUUGACUUUUCACUUCAGAAAUAGGGACCUCAGACAAGAUAUUGAACCUCAUUCAGUCAGGGCUUCAGUUGGUGGCUACAUGAUGUAUGUUUGCUACUGAACUAGGAUGUAUGAAUAUGUGGAAGCAGAUUGACACUGUUAGCAAUAUUAACACAUUAGUGCUUUAGAGUAUAUUUAGGCAGAAUUAUUAUUGGCCACUAUUAAAAUGUCAGUUUUUAAACCCUACUUUCUUGUUACCGAGUUGAUUUUUAUUUUUUCAGGGGGGGGGGAGGGGGAGGGAGGCUGGCUGAUCAUGCACCACUCUUUGUGCAACUUUUAAACUUCUAGUACGUUUUUUAAAUAUAUAUAUUUUUGUGUACUUGUUGCUUGUGCUUUAUUUAGUAGUAAAUUGUGGAAUAGAGUGAUUUAUUGUUAAUUUCACAGUAGCGGUUUUUAAAAACCAUAUACUGACUGAAACAUGAGCCAGAGCUGAUUGCUUAUUAAGCUAAUAAUGAAUGUUAAGAGUACAUAUUUUCAGGAUCAUUUGCCUAGUGAGCUAUACAUGUAUUAUAGGCCAAUAUUUUUUAAAAUAAAGCUUGUUCAACCUCUAUGUUACACAUAUUACAAGAUAUAGCACUUUCAAAAAGAAAACCUAAACCUUUUAAGAAAAUUUCUUACAGGUUAUGCUUUUUAUUAUAAAAACUUUUAUUAUAACUUGUUUCAAGUGCCAUUAGAUUACAUAUAUGUAGGACUUUGGUAUAAUGCUUUGUGUACAAAAUGGUAGACGUAAUUUUAAACAGGUACAUUUUUACAGUGUUUUCUUAUCAAUUUGCUAUAUUGCACAAAACCAGUGUGUCUUUCUUAAGGCUUUUACAAUGGUUUUUUACUAGGUUUACAUGUUUCAAACUACACUGUCUUCUACUGCCAUUUUUAACACCAAUACAAAAGUCAUGCGUUCCUCACCAAUUAUAAACAGUGCACUCUGGAGUUUUGGAUGGUAAAUGGUCAUAGAAUUUUAAAAUACCCUAUGUUAGCUAUGCUGCUGUCUGAAGUCAACAUGGGGCCCGAUCUUACCCCAUUAAAUUAAAGGGAAGCAGGACUGCACCCUUAGUUAUGUCUGUUUGUCUCAUACACUGGUUUAGCAGCUCAUUCUACAUACUUGUCAGUCUCUAGAAGGCCUAUGAAAUGUACUUUUGCUAUAAACUAUGUAGACACUCAGCUACCCAUCCUGCAAUCCUCCCAGUGUACAAUGAAAACUACCACCUAUUUAACAUUACCUGGGGAGUCAAAAUAAAGUAAUGCCAUUAUAGUUCAAAAGUGUAUCUGGAAAGUCCCAAAGCCCUUAUACAAUAAGGGUGUCUUAUUUUGUUGGAAGGCAGUGUCUUUUGAUAACAGUUAUCUAGCCCUGGAAGUGACACAGAACUAUUGCUAAUCAUAUGUAAACACUUUUCAGUAUAAGCUUCAGUGGUACAGUUGAACCAGAAUGAAUGUUUAUCUUCUCAGAAACACUCCUGCAAUAUUGUUAUAUUGGAUCAUGCUGCUAAUGUAACUUGGGAUACAACUCCUCUCAUGGUGCUACAAACCUUUCUGUCUCAUUCAGAUGUAUUUUUACCCUUAGAAAAAAGGACUAUACUAGACCUGUAGGUAUACGAUAUAUUUUUAUACUGUGACUUAAUUUGUCAUUAAUGAACUUUGUACACCACCACAAUGUAUUCAUAUGCACUUGCAAAAGGAAAAUCUUGGACAUGCAAAUGUAUACCCAAACAAGCCUGACUUUUGUUCACAAAACUAGAGGAUGACAGUUAGUUAAAAUGAAAUGUGGGCUUUUUCUAUGGUGUGGAGUGAAGAACAUACUGUAUGUUGCUAAGAGCCCUUUGAAUUUAGACAAAAACUAUAUUGGGGAAUGGAUGACGCACCUGAACCUGACUUGGAUUGCUGAAAUUAUAUUUUUGGCUAGUGGGGAAAAAAUGUUUGGACUUGUAUGUUAAAAUGUUUUAAUGAUAAAGAUUGAGUCAAAAAUAGAAAGGAAAAAAAACAAACAAAAAAAAACCCACCCCUGCAUUCCAGACUGAAUUUGUAUAUGUUUCUUGCAUUUAAAAUUGCUAUCCUGUGAUAUGGAAAAUUGAGUUGCUUAUCAUGUAUAUGUACUUUAAAAUGUAUUCACAAACUACUGUUGUAUUUGUAUAAAAUAUAGACAAAAAGAUUGCAUAUAUAUUUUUGUGUAUAAGCUCUGUAAAAUAGCAAUCCCAGUAUGAAGCUGCAGCAGAACUUCAUUUUAAACAUUCACAUCCAAAGAAACAGACUAUUUAUUGUCCACAUACCCAGAUUAUAAAAUAUACCUUGCUGCUAUCAAACAAUAGUGCUGCAGCUACAGUGUUAUGUUUGCUGUACAAAAAUAUGUGAACUCCACAAAAUAUAUCAAUAAAGUUACAGAAUGGUUUUAGUUAAUGUAUAA